Molecule: messenger RNA, 1956 nt
Organism: Suncus etruscus (white-toothed pygmy shrew)
Lineage: Eukaryota; Metazoa; Chordata; Mammalia; Eulipotyphla; Soricidae
Gene: SPPL2B
Product: signal peptide peptidase like 2B
Exons: 15
Coding region: 5-1738 (577 amino acids)
Biological process (GO): membrane protein proteolysis
Cellular component (GO): Golgi-associated vesicle membrane; lysosomal membrane; cytoplasmic side of endoplasmic reticulum membrane
Molecular function (GO): aspartic endopeptidase activity, intramembrane cleaving
Source: RefSeq, a predicted model, not a curated record
GGACAUGGCGGUGGCGGUGGCGGUGCUCCCGCGGCUCGCGGUCGCCUUCCUCCUGCUGGCGUCCCAGGUGUCCUGUGAGUAUGGCAUGGUGCACGUGGUCUCCGAGCAGGGCGGCACCCAGGGCAAGGACUACUGCGUGCUCUACAACCCACAGUGGGCACACCUGCCCCAGGACCUUGCCAAAGCUCCUCUCCUGCCACUGAAGGACUGGUCAGCCUCACUGCUCUGCUCGCCGGCCGACCUCCCAUCACAAGGCUUCAGCAACCAGAUCCCACUGGUGUCUCGUGGCAAUUGCACCUUCUAUGAGAAAGUGAGGCUGGCUCAGGGCAGCGGGGCCCGUGGGCUGCUCAUCGUCAGCAAAGAGGCGCUGGUCCCACCCGGAGGAAACAAGUCCCAGUACGAUGAGAUCGGCAUCCCGGUGGCCCUGCUCAGCCACAAGGACAAGUUGGACAUUUUCAAGAAUUUCGGGCAGUCUGUGCGGGCGGCACUGUAUGCGCCCAGUGAGCCCAUGCUGGACUACAACAUGAUCAUCAUCUUCGUCAUGGCUGUGGGCACUGUGGCUCUCGGUGGCUACUGGGCAGGGAGCCGCGACGUCAAGAAGCGGUACUUGAAGCACAAACGGGACGAUGGGCCAGAGAAGCAAGAAGACGAGGCGGUGGACGUGACACCCCUCAUGAUCUGCGUGUUCGUGGUCAUGUGCUGCUGCAUGCUGGUGCUGCUCUACUACUUCUAUGACCAACUGGUUUAUGUCAUCAUCGGCACCUUCUGCCUGGCAUCCUCCACCGGCCUCUACAGCUGCCUGGCACCCCUCGUGCAGCGACUGCCCUUCUGCAAGUGUCGGGUGCCCAGCAACGGCCUGCCCUACUUCCACCAGCGCCCGCAGGUGCGUCUGCUGCUGCUGGCCCUGCUCUGCGUCGCUGUGAGCGUGUUGUGGGCCGUGUACCGCAAUGAGGACCAGUGGGCCUGGAUUCUACAGGACGCCCUGGGCAUUGCCUUCUGCCUGUACAUGCUCAAGACCAUUCGCCUCCCCACGUUCAAGGCCUGCACGCUGCUGCUGAUGGUGCUCUUCUUCUACGACGUCUUCUUCGUAUUCAUCACGCCCUUCCUAACCAAGAGCGGUAACAGCAUCAUGGUGGAAGUGGCUACUGGGCCCGCUGACUCUGCCACCCACGAGAAGCUCCCCAUGGUUCUGAAAGUUCCCCGGCUCAACACUUCGCCACUGGCCCUGUGUGACCGGCCCUUCUCCCUCCUGGGCUUUGGGGACAUCCUGGUUCCAGGGCUGCUGGUUGCCUACUGCCAUAGGUUCGACAUCCAGGUCCAGUCCUCGCGGCUCUACUUUGUGGCCUGCACCGUCGCGUACGGCAUCGGCCUCCUGGUGACCUUCAUGGCACUGGCCCUCAUGCAGCGUGGCCAGCCUGCCCUUCUCUAUCUGGUGCCUUGCACUCUGACCACCAGCUGUGCCCUAGCACUGUGGCGGCGGGAGCUGAGCAUGUUCUGGGCAGGCAGCGGCUUUGCGAAGGACCUACCUCAGUCCACCUGCGUAGCGGCUCCCACCCCUGGGGGUACCCUGCCCCCCAAAGAUUCCGACAACGGGCCCUCGUCCCAGCAGCCUGCAGAAGAGGAGCCGGUCAUGCCACCCUCGGGACAGGCCUCGCCCCAGGAACCUGAGCAGCCAGAGGACAGCACCACAGCCCAGCAUCCCCCUACACCCACAGACCAGCCUGGCACCUCGGCCUAGGGAAGGGCCUACAGACUGUUGGGCUUAGGCCCACCCCUGAGAGAGGGGCUCCUCGCAGGAAAACGCGAACUGGAACUGCCCGGCCCCCCAACUUGGUGCUCGCUCUGAUGGAUGCUUGCCUGGUCCUCACCUUGCUGCCCCCUCUGCUUGCCCCGCCCCACCCUCCUGAUUGGCUCUCCACCCAUCUGUCCAUCUAAUUAGCCAUGCCCACUUUAAUC